Molecule: messenger RNA, 1430 nt
Organism: Pangasianodon hypophthalmus (striped catfish)
Lineage: Eukaryota; Metazoa; Chordata; Actinopteri; Siluriformes; Pangasiidae
Gene: tomm22
Product: translocase of outer mitochondrial membrane 22 homolog (yeast)
Exons: 4
Coding region: 220-621 (133 amino acids)
Biological process (GO): intracellular protein transport
Cellular component (GO): mitochondrial outer membrane
Source: RefSeq, a predicted model, not a curated record
UGUGACCUGCAGCAGGCAAAGAACAGCUCCUUCUUUUGCUGCACAUGUAACCGACUUGACCUCCGGCUGUGGUACAAUUAAUGUACUGGUUUUCGCUCCAGUUCUCAUAUUCGCUAAUAGUAGUGUCAGAAUAGAAAGAGCAGUUACUAGUUUUACACACAGCACAGGCAGUAGGUGAAUUAUCAUUCCUCUGUGUUGGGGUAAAUAAGUGUAAGGGUGAUGGCUGCGGUGUCGGUUCUGUCUCCAGACUCUGGGCCUGCGGAAACACGGCCACCUCAAGACGACAUCGAAGGAGACGACGAUGAUGACCUGGAUGAAACCUUGCUGGAGAGGCUGUGGGGAUUAACGGAGAUGUUCCCUGACACACUGCGCUCAGCAGCAGAAGUAUCGGCACACUGCUCGCUGGCCCUUGCGAAAAGAGUUUACAGCUUUUCCCGCACUGCACUGUGGAUCGGCACCACUUCAUUUAUGAUCCUGGUUCUUCCAGUCGUGUUUGAAACAGAGAGACUACAGCUCGAACAACAACAGCUGCAACAACAGAGACAGAUCCUGUUGGGGCCAAAUGCUGGAAUAUCUGGUGUAAUACCUGGAAUGGCACCCGUUGCUCCUGGAAAGGUAUAAAGAAAUGGCUCAUACUCCAUCCUUAAGCUGCAGUUCACAGAGGAUCUGGAAAUGAGUCAUCUAGUCAUCUGAAAAGAGAGGAAUAAGAUGGCUUCAUUCAUGGAAUCUGUCAUCCAAUGUUUUGCUUUUUUUUCUUUACAUUUGUCUUUCUGAAGAGAAACCAUUGACUUUAGUACUCCAGUGAUGUAAUAAGAUGUGUGUAUGUAUGUAUGAUUAUAUAUAUAUAUAUAUAUAUAUAUAUAUAUAUAUAUAUAUAUAUAUAUAUAUAUAUAACACCAUGUUUGUUUGAACAUGCACUAGUCAGAGACAACAACAUAUUUGAGAGUUAAUUAUGAAAGCUUUCUUAAUGGAUUACUAAGACCAGUCAAAUGCUUUGCUCAUUCAGAAAGACAACAGGAUUUUGGUUGUCUGUAAUUUUUUUUAUUAUGAAUGUUUAAGCCUCGUAAAGUUACAAGUUAUGAUCAGAAUUCUUUACAAGUGAGUUUUAAUUCAUGACACUUUUGUGGAAGCAAUGACAAAAACAGUACAUGAUAAAUGAUAACAGAUUAUGUUGUAUAUUCUUUAGUCACAGUGUCAACUACUUGCUUUUAGCUGCUUUCCCAUAAGAAAUACAAGAAGUUAUAAACAGAGAAAGUCCUAAAUGAUGUAAAGGCAUCAUAAAAUUCUUCACUCAAGAUGAUUAUUGCAUUUUACAGAAUAUCAUCUGUAACACUUUCAUAGAAAUCUUUCAUCUCUGCUCCUCCAAAAAGUCUUCAGAAAAUCUUUGUAUAUUUAACAUGUCUUCAGAAAUUAAACAAAAAAAAACUGCA